CCUCAAAUACUCUUCUUUUGCUCUUUCCGUAGGCUUGUGUGCCCUGAUGCCAGCCCAGCUGUCACAGCUGGGAGGCUGAAAGGAUCAGCUCUGGAGCCUCAAGCUAAGGCUAACCAGUCCCGAGCCUUAGGCUAGGGAAAUGGCUUCCGUCCAGGAGCCCCAGGACCCUCCUCCUGGGGAGGAGGAAGGACUUCGGAUUGUGAAGGUGGAGGAUUGCUCCUGGGAACAGGUUCCUGCCCAGCAGGCGGACGGCAGGGAUACGGAAGCCUGCCGCCAGCGGUUCCGUCAGUUCUGCUACCGGGAUGUGGGUGGACCGCACGAAGCCUUCAGCCAGCUCUGGGAGCUCUGCUGCCGAUGGCUGCGGCCCGAGCUGCACAGCAAGGAGCAGAUCCUGGAACUGCUGGUGUUGGAGCAGUUCCUGGCUGUGCUGCCGGGGGAGAUCCAAGCCCAGGUGCAGAGACAGAACCUUGGGAGUGGCGAGGAAGCUGUCGCUUUGGUGGAGGACUUACAGAACCAGGCACUGAAAGCCUGGCCGCAGGAUGAGACCUCUGAGGUGAAGCCUAAGGCGUCAGUCCAGGGACUCCUAGCCACGGGGCCUUCCCAGAAGGCAAGAGUGCAGAAGCAGCUGCCUUCACCCCAUGAGCAGCACAGUCAUGCCCAGCUUCCUGUUCUUAAAGAGGGACGGACAGGAGAGAUGUUGGAUGUCUGCUCUACCCCCACAGUUCACCUGCCUGGGAGACCUGAGCAUACUUCCCCAUUCCAAAACCCCGAGGCACUGGCAGACAUCCCUUUCUAUUUUUCCCGAGAAGAAUGGGGCUCCCUGGACCCUGCCCAGAGGGACCUCUUCUGGGACAUGAAGAGAGAGAAGUCCCAGAAUGCUGCCCUCGGUAUGGGACCCAAAAGCCAGGUCGAGAGAGCUCCUGCCGAGGAAGCCAUGACGGCAUUGUUGGGGCAGGCCGACUGUCAAGUGACUAUGUCCUGGAAUCCCGAAGAGGCUGAGACGGGGGUCUGGGAGAGUGAGGACCCACCAAGGACUGCCCUGGGCCGGCUGGUAGUGGCACGUCGGGGGCGACCACCCACUCGAAGGCGCCAGUUUGGGGACUUAGUGACUGAGAAGCCGCACAGCUGCGGGCAAUGUGGGAAGCGCUUCCGCUGGGGCUCAGACUUAGCCCGGCAUCAGCGCACGCACACAGGUGAGAAGCCACACAAGUGCCCUGAAUGUGACAAGCGCUUCCGUAGCUCUUCGGACCUGGUGCGCCACCAGGGCGUGCACACGGGCGAGAAGCCCUUCUCUUGUUCUGAGUGUGGCAAGAGCUUCAGCCGCAGCGCAUACCUGGCCGACCACCAGCGCAUACACACAGGCGAGAAGCCCUUCGGCUGCCCCGAGUGCGGCAAGAGCUUCUCGCUGCGUUCCUACCUGCUGGACCACCGGCGUGUACACACUGGCGAGCGGCCCUUCGGCUGUGGCGAGUGUGACAAGAGCUUCAAGCAGCGUGCACACCUCAUUGCACACCAGAGCCUGCACGCCAAGAUGGCCCAGCCUGUGGGGUGAGCCGCCAGUGGGACCUGAGCAGUCUAGC
Molecule: messenger RNA, 1580 nt
Organism: Acomys russatus (golden spiny mouse)
Lineage: Eukaryota; Metazoa; Chordata; Mammalia; Rodentia; Muridae
Gene: Znf213
Product: zinc finger protein 213
Exons: 5
Coding region: 140-1552 (470 amino acids)
Biological process (GO): regulation of transcription by RNA polymerase II
Molecular function (GO): RNA polymerase II cis-regulatory region sequence-specific DNA binding; DNA-binding transcription factor activity, RNA polymerase II-specific
Source: RefSeq, a predicted model, not a curated record